UCUCACACAGACAGUGCGCAGCGCGCACGCUCUCCUCCUAAUCUUCUUAAGUAGAAAACGAGGUAGCUGCCUGCGGCCUACCUCACUCACUCACCCGACCGCGCGCCGGCCCGCUCCUGCACUACACCCAGAGGCUUCCUCCCACCGGACGCAGGAUCGCGACCGCCUAGCUACCUAGAGCAGAGCUUGGGGAAUUCUUACGGCUCAGAGCCUGCCUGGGCUCUCCGGUGGUUGUUCCUUCCAGCAUCGAUCUGCUUCUUGGGCGAUCUUGGUAGCUGAUGGAGGCGGCAUUGGUUCUGGUGGUGGCGGUGCUCCUUGGGUCCUCAGCCCUUGUUGCCUCAGAUUUCUGCGUGUGCCGGUCGGAGCAGCCGACGGCGGUGCUGCAGAAGGCGAUCGACUACGCGUGCGGGCAGGGCGCGGACUGCACGGCCAUCGCGCAGAGCGGGGCGUGCUACAGCCCCGACGAGGUCGCCGCGCACUGCUCCUGGGCCGCCAACAGCUACUUCCAGAAGUUCAGGUCCACCGGCGCCACCUGCGACUUCUCCGGCGCCGCCACCCUCUCCACCACCGACCCCAGUUUCUCUGGUUGCACGUUCCCAUCCAGUGCCAGUGCCGCCGGCACCACCACGGGAACCGGGACAGCCACGACGGGCACCGGCACCACCACGGGCACCGGGACGACCACGGGGGGCACCUUCAGCCCCGGGAUGGGCACCGGCUUCAACAGCACCGGGUUCAGCCCGACAACCGGGAGCAUGGACGGCACCGCCGCGGCGGCCGGCUUGCUUCCGUCGAUCAGACUGGCGGCCUCCAUCGCCGUCCUCCUCCUCUCCUACUUGGCGCUGCCAUGAACUCUGCCUGCCUGUCCGUCUCUUCUCAUGGCAGAACACAUUAGCAGUUAGCUUCAGUGGCCUUCUGGCCUGGCCUGCCAGAAGCAAGCUGAGAGUGUGGAUUUGUCUAAUGGAAUCCAUCGAUCUGGAAGAGUUGAUCGCCGUUAUUGUUCCCUAGUGUCAUGGGCUGGUUAGCUGGGGGUGUCAUUUUGGUUCUAGCUUAAUUUUAAUUUAUAUAUGGCCUCCCACAGGCUGGAGGAGUGGUGUAUGAUUUGGUAGGAUGGCUGUCUCUUUCCCUCUGCAAGGACCCUUGUCUUCCAUGUCUGUUUUUAUACUGUUGGCCUCUCUUAAUUUUUAAGCAUUUUUUGCUUGUGAA
Messenger RNA from Aegilops tauschii subsp. strangulata, 1206 nucleotides. RefSeq names its product glucan endo-1,3-beta-glucosidase 3. The record is from RefSeq and is a predicted model, not a curated record. NCBI's taxonomy places the organism in Eukaryota, Viridiplantae, Streptophyta, Magnoliopsida, Poales, Poaceae.